Molecule: messenger RNA, 1347 nt
Organism: Kockovaella imperatae
Lineage: Eukaryota; Fungi; Basidiomycota; Tremellomycetes; Tremellales; Cuniculitremaceae
Product: aspartic peptidase domain-containing protein
Exons: 6
Coding region: 1-1347 (448 amino acids)
Biological process (GO): proteolysis
Molecular function (GO): aspartic-type endopeptidase activity
Source: RefSeq, a predicted model, not a curated record
AUGUUCACCCUUCUCUUCCUGCUGGGUCUACUUCUCUCCCCCACGUCUCGUCCGACAUCAGCGGCCACAACGUUGAAGCUGAGGAAAAGCUCCUCUAGGUCGCCUCGUAUCUUGCAUAGUCUUCGACGCAACUCGCCACGGUCGCCUCAACGUGGUGGUUGGCGGGGCGGAGGAGGAGCUGGAGGCGGAGGCAGAGGUGGCAGAUACGCCAAUGUCGUCGUUGUCACUCAAUCAGCCAUCGAAGGCGGGUCAGUCGUAGAGACGGUCUCAACGACUCAAGCCAUCGGAGAAGGAGGAUGGUAUGGCAAAGGUCGGGGUGGCCUUGCAGGGGACCUCGUAACGACCAGCGCUGAGGUCGCCGCUUCGGACACUGAGAUCGUUGAUGACGCUGACUGGGGUGGAGGUCGAGGCCGAUGGCGAAUGAACAAUGUCCAAACGGAUGCCGACUCCCGGGACACAUCGUCGUAUGUGUAUGCGAGCUCUACGGGUGACUUGACUGGUUCGACGACUCGGUGGAUCGACGACGCCGAUUCUUGGACAGAUUCCAUGGUAUCCACUUCAACACUUGAUAUCAUCACCUCCGUCUAUAUCAGUAGUACUUCACCCACAGCAAUCUCAUCGCCCCCGACUAGCUCUGCUGUCUCAUCGUUACCGACUUCCUUGUCCUCAUCAGCCGUCUCAUCUGCGUCAGCUGCUCCAACUACGACAUCAUUUUCAGCUUUAUCCUCUAGCUCAACAUCUUCGUCAAUAUCGUCCAGUCCUACAGGACCUGCCACGGUAGGACUCGACUCUCAGAAUUCUCAGGGGAUCACUUACACUGUCGAAGUGGUAAUAGACGGGAAAAAGAUGGAAGUCAUCGCCGAUACAGGAUCGAGCAUGCUCUGGGUCCCGACUACUGGCUGUCCGACAUGCUCUUCUGCAGGGAUGACCAUUAGUAGUAUCACUUUACCCGAUGAUUGCUCGGAGUACGAGCAGAAGUAUGGUAUGGGCUCCGCAGUGGGUUGCAGAACCAACGUUACGGUUUCGCUGGGCGACCUCGAGCUGGAAGACUUAUCGAUUUUAGGUGUCAAGUCUGUGGACUCUAUAUUGGCACAACAGGGAUCCUUCAUGAGCGGAAUCAUCGGCUUCGCGCUAGACGCGGGGACAAUAGGAGACUCGCCGACGUUUGUCAGCCAGCUUUACAAUUCGGGCAAAAUCGACUCACCAGAGGUCGGAUUUUACUUGCCUCGCGGUGCCAAUCAGGACGGCAGCGUUACACUAGGCUCUGCAGCUAGGCAAGUCUUCGUUCUCACACUUGAGUUGACCAGCACAGCCCUCAUGCGAAUGCCAAUUCAGGCGUCAACCUGA